Molecule: messenger RNA, 1546 nt
Organism: Daphnia magna
Lineage: Eukaryota; Metazoa; Arthropoda; Branchiopoda; Diplostraca; Daphniidae
Gene: U4-U6-60K
Product: U4/U6 small nuclear ribonucleoprotein Prp4
Exons: 6
Coding region: 117-1415 (432 amino acids)
Biological process (GO): mRNA splicing, via spliceosome
Cellular component (GO): U4/U6 x U5 tri-snRNP complex
Molecular function (GO): U6 snRNA binding; protein binding; U4 snRNA binding
Source: RefSeq, a predicted model, not a curated record
GUGCAAGAAUGUUACUUCCACAUUUGAGGUUGUCCGAUUGGCAACUAUCACUAUCAGUUUCAUUUUUAGCCAUCAAUUCAAAACGUAUGAUGACGAUCUAGUCCAAUUCCAUCAAAAUGUCACUUCAAAGUGGUUUUGCUAUCACAAUUGACGAUGUUGAGAUUAGGAGACAUCUUAGGCAGUUAGGUGAGCCCAUAACCUUGUUUGGUGAGGGGCCUGCUGACCGUCGGAUUAGGUUGAAAGAUUUAAUCGCUAUCCAUGGUAAUGACGUGGUGGAUAGAAAAAAAGAAGAUGACAGAGAAGUUGUAAAACAAGAAAAGGAUCAAAGUGAAACAACAUGGUAUCAUGAAGGCCCUGAAUCGCUGAAAAUUUCUCGCCUUUGGCUUGCAUAUUACUCCCUCCCAAGAGCUAAACAAAGGUUGUCUGAUGUCAAAAUUGAAAUGGAAACACCAGAAUCAACAAGAACUGCCAAAAGACAAGAAAUGGUAAAACAAAUGAGAAAUAUGAACAUUAUGUGCAGCCAGGUUGGUGAUGGGAGACCAGUGUCAUUUUGUCAAUUUAGCCCUAAUGGAAAUUUUCUGGCUACAGCAUCAUGGAGUGGACUUUGUAAACUGUGGAAUGUCCCUGACUGCUCAUUGUUUCGUUCCUUGCGUGGACACAAGUGUAGUGUUGGAGCAAUUGUUUUUCAUCCCCAAUCAACUUUAAGCUUGGAAUCUUCUGAAUUAAACAUGGCAUCCUGUUCUAUGGAUGGUGCAGUAAAACUGUGGAAUUUGGAAAGUGAAGAACCCAUCGCCGAUAUGGAAGGUCAUGCUCCUCACCGGGUGUCUAAAGUUGAAUUCCACCCAUCAGGAAGAUUUUUAGCCACAUGUGUGUUUGAUAAUUCAUGGAGACUUUGGGACUUGCAGCAAGGUGUUGAAGUUCUUCACCAAGAAGGGCAUUCCAAACCUGUAUAUAACAUAGCGUUCAAUAUUGAUGGAUCAGUUGCUGUCACAGGUGGCAUGGAUUCGUUUGGUCGAGUUUGGGAUCUUAGAACUGGACGCUGCAUCAUGUUCAUGGAAGGUCAUCUUAAGGGAAUUUUGGGCAUUGAUAUAUCACCAAACGCAUAUCACAUUGUAACGGGAAGUGAAGACAACACAUGUAAAAUAUGGGAUCUAAGGAAGAGGUCUUGUAUUUACACCAUUCCUGCCCACACAAAUUUAGUAUCAAGUGUGAAAUUUGAAAAAAGCUCAGGGCAGUUUAUUGUCUCGUCAUCCUAUGAUGGUACAGCCAAGAUAUGGGCGAGUAACACUUGGCAACCGCUAAAGACGCUUUCGGGACAUGACGGCAAGGUUAUGGCUGUUGAUGUGUCACCUGAUGGUUCUUUCAUCGCGACAGCUUCGUAUGAUCGCACUUACAAGCUUUGGUCUCCUGAAUAAGAUGGAUUAUAAUUUUUGAAUCCACAAUUUUUUAUUUGAAUUGCUUUCUUUUAUAAUAAUUCAUAACAGCGACAAGUUAUAUAAAGAGGUGGGGCAUAAUUGCUACCAUAAAAUGAAAAACUAAAAAAUAA